AUGGCAACCACUAACAAUUAUCAACACAAGAAAUUCAACAUGAAAAUUGAAGAAGAGUCUUAUCAGCAUAAGAAAUUUGCUACCAGCAAGAGGAAAAUUCCUGAAAUUGAAAAGGACCAUGAAACCACAACAGUUGAUAGUAUAUUACAGCAAGCCCAAAAGGAUAUGACCGCAGAUUUACCCCAAAUCAAGAGGAAACAAACCAAGUCUUUGUUCCGCCCAUGGGAAGAUAAGGACGAAAGUGAAGCUACCACAACCACCAAAAGACCCAAGAGCUGUCCACCAACAGAGGUUCCAAACAACAACACUGCAGAUGAUGUGCCACAGCACUCAAAUCCCAAGCGUCGACGUAACACUGUUGGUGCAGCAAUGAGACGUCGUCAGCAGCAAGAACAACAAGCCGUACAAUGGAUGAGACAACAACAAUAUAUGGCCUAUAAGCAACAACAGCAGCAAUACCACUCGGCCAUAAUGGAACAAUCGAUAAGAAAUUCCAAUUAUUUGGCAUACUUACAACUAUUGGUGCAACAACAAAGACAACAACAACAGCAAUUAUUUGUUUUUGGUCAACAGCAAUAG
Musca vetustissima is the source of this 579-nucleotide messenger RNA. Its product is annotated as nuclear transcription factor Y subunit beta-like. NCBI's taxonomy places the organism in Eukaryota, Metazoa, Arthropoda, Insecta, Diptera, Muscidae. Bases 1 to 579 code for a protein of 192 amino acids. The record is from RefSeq and is a predicted model, not a curated record. The transcript has a single exon.